CAUUUGUUGUUAACAUUUUCUUUUGGCUGCUAGUUUUGUUAACAACAAAUGUUAAAAGUCCGCCAUCUUAUUAAUCAACGCUCAUGCACAGCCAGCAUUUCUAGUUGAGACAAUGGUGCGAGAGGAUGACGUGCUUCUCGCUGCAGCUGCGUGCGUUGUAUUGGCUACCGCCGCUCAAAGGAGACGUAGGAGAUACUGGGUGAAACCGUCACUCAGAGCAAGGACUGUGUACAGUGGGAGUGACAUGUUAAACGAUCUGGAAGAAGACGAUCGUGACCCUCUUUCAGGCGAGCUAAGGUGCGACGGAAGCAUAAAGAAUUUCCUCCGCAUGACCAGCAGUGAUGUUGAGUGGUUGAUCGGACAACUGGGGCACAGAAUUGGGAAAAAGGACACCAACUACAGAAAAGCCAUUCCAGUGAAAGAAAGACUUGCGGUCACUUUGCGGUUUUUAGCUACAGGGGACUCGUUUACAAGUUUAGGAUAUUUAUUUAAAAUAUCAAAAUCAACAAUUUCAUUGAUGGUUCCACAAGUACUAGAUGGUUUGAUUGAUUGCUUCAAAGAAAAUGUAAAGGUA
Messenger RNA from Leptinotarsa decemlineata (Colorado potato beetle), 574 nucleotides. RefSeq lists its product as uncharacterized. The record is from RefSeq and is a predicted model, not a curated record. Lineage: Eukaryota; Metazoa; Arthropoda; Insecta; Coleoptera; Chrysomelidae.